Molecule: messenger RNA, 1324 nt
Organism: Habropoda laboriosa
Lineage: Eukaryota; Metazoa; Arthropoda; Insecta; Hymenoptera; Apidae
Exons: 5
Coding region: 122-1324 (400 amino acids)
Molecular function (GO): protein binding
Source: RefSeq, a predicted model, not a curated record
UUCGGUGCAGACGGUGGACCUGGUGGCGGACUGUCCUUUGCAGGUGGUGACACCGUCGUCUAGGUCGCCGUCACCGCCGAGAUCGCCGACGCCCUCGACGCCCCUCGCACCGCCGAGGAGCAUGGGUCAACGGCCAAGCACCUUGUUGCGCCCCAAGAUCUCUUUGACCUGGGUCCUACGAGGGCAACAGCAGUCUGCCUCCAACAACAAUCAUUCGGCCGCCAAUGGAAACGCAGGUGGUGGGAACGGCGAUCGGGAGGGCUUGUCGCGUGACAGCAAGGAAAGGUCCUCGAGGAGGAGCGUGAAAAGCGUGAAGGAGAAAGAUGGCGGCAAGGAGAACGUCGACGGGGAGAAACGAGAGAAGAAGGUCCCGCACAGAAUAGAAAAGAUCGAGAGAACGGAGAAGGUGGAAGUUCAGGAAAAGCCUAUCGGCAAAGAGGUGUUGGCGAACGAGAGACCGCUGGACAGUCCCCUGGACAAGCAGUCCGAGAAGGAAUUUUCAGGUCUGAAGGAAGCGAAGGAGAAGGAGAAAGUUAAGAGGGCAGUGUCCGAACCGUCUCUCGUUUCCCGGGAGUCAACGUCCACGCCUAACGGUCGAGAGAAGCACAGACAUCGAAGAACGAAACGUUCGCACAAGCCUAGGCCACCGAGCAGAUUCGGCUACGAGAUCGCGGAUCUUGACGCAUUUCUCACAAAGGCCUCGAUAGAGAAACCCGCGAAUAUUCCUGUGGUCCUUUCUUUCCCAUCCGUCCUGUAUCAGACUCAAGGUGGUACUCAAGACGAGAUGGCUCUCCCUCUUGGCACAGUCGUGAACGCUGUCUUCAAGAAUCAAACCUGGUUGUACGUUCAAACGCCACACGGUCAAGAAGGCUACGUUGGAUACGCAGCUUGCUUACCAUUGGGGAUAUUACCACAGCCAACCAGAGGUCCGUGCUGGGAAGACUCUACGGACGUAUUUCCUCGUCCUCUAGGUAACAUGACCGACACGGAGAAGCUGAGGGACACCCGAUCAGAGUGCGGAGCUCGAGGCAGAAAUCCAAGGGUAAGGCGAGGUUCUAGGGACGCGGUGUCAGCCUGUGGGGAACGCAGCGUCGACAGACUGUACCUUAGGGCCGCUGCAAACGCUAGAACCAAAGGAUCCCGUCACACUUUGCUCGUCAUACGUAAUGACUACGAAGGCCAGGGUGGGAACGCUCUGAGCGUGUCCAAGGGUGAUGUUGUAGCUCUGCUCAGUGAUCACGUCAGUGACUGGUUCUGGGUUCGUUCACGAGACGGUAGAGAAGGUUUCAUUCCAGCGGUGAUCGCGGGUCAUGGAUUCCUUUGA